Molecule: messenger RNA, 912 nt
Organism: Cydia splendana
Lineage: Eukaryota; Metazoa; Arthropoda; Insecta; Lepidoptera; Tortricidae
Gene: hJHBP
Product: juvenile hormone-binding protein-like
Exons: 5
Coding region: 63-788 (241 amino acids)
Source: RefSeq, a predicted model, not a curated record
UCUCUUCGGACAGUGGCUUGUGACAAAUUGGAUUACUUGAAAGUGUUUAAUAUUUUAAAUUCAUGAUGGCGGUGUUUGCAGUGUUAAUGUUGCUCAUGUUGUCUGGAAGUGUAUUAUCAAGUGACGAAUCAAUUGCUGUGGCAUGUAGUAUUAAUGACAUCGAUUGCCUUAGCAAAUCUACCGAAAAAUUCCUUGAAAAAACACACAGAGGAAUACCCGCCUGGAAUAUUGUGGCCCUAGAUCCUUUAGUUAUACCUUCAUUCGACAUCGUGUUUGAUAACGAAGGCUUAAUUUAUAAGCAUCAGAACUUGACCGUGACAGGAUUACGGAAUCAAAAGAUAUCAGAUUUCAAAAUGGAUACCAAAACAAAGUCGGUAGUACUAACAACAAAAGCCGAUUUAGACAUUGUCACUGAUAUCGAUGUUUUAUUCUCCAAGUCGUCAAAGACCUUAUCGGGACAUUACAAGUCACAUGCAAGUGUAUUAGGCACAGCUACUUACAAGUACGAUCUUAAGACUGACGAAAAAGGAGUCACUCAUUUCCAUGUCGGCCCAGAAACCAUCACUUGCAAAGUUGUCGACGCCCCGAGUGUUGAAUUGAACCCUGAGUUUCAGCAGACUCUUUCAAAUGAUGCUGAUGCCAAGGCUUUCAGUCAGGAGAAGAAAAACGAAUUAAGAGAAAAAGUAUUUUGCAAAAUAACGGAGAAAGCAUACACUUACGUCGUCCACAACAUCAGGGAAGCUGCCAAAGCUGUACCUUCGUCAGCUUUUUUCACGAAUAUCGAAUAAAAAUAUGCAUUUUAUUGUAAUGUUAUAAUUGCAUCACAAGUACUGUAAGUGUGUAUAUUGGAAUCAAUUUGUGUACCGACCGAGAUGCCGUAUUCUCGUGCAAUAAAUUCCGAGUUCAAAUGAA